AUGCCGCCUGGCAAUAUCUCAAAUGAUCUAUCAAACUCUCAGCUAUACGAUUUGUUAAUAAAAGCCAUUAAGGAUCAUAUAGAAGUACUCAAAUCAGAAAUUAAUAUAAAUAUACAGGAUUUGUCUAAUAAAGUCGAAACUGUAGAUACGAAAGUUGCUAUUGCAAAUGAUAUACCUUAUGAGGAUAGGCAAGUCCAACGAGUUUUGAAAGUUCACCUUCGAAAUGCUAAAAGACAAAAUAAUCGAGCUAGAAUUAGGGGAAAUAAAUUAGAAAUUGAUGGAAAGUUUUUUACUCUUGAUGAUUUAAGUAAUUUGGAGGUACUGGCAUCUGAAAAAGAUGAUUCAUACGGAGAGGGAGAAGAAGAGGAAGCAGAAAACGAAUAG
Messenger RNA from Psylliodes chrysocephalus, 384 nucleotides. NCBI's taxonomy places the organism in Eukaryota, Metazoa, Arthropoda, Insecta, Coleoptera, Chrysomelidae. The record is from the annotation of a GenBank genome assembly.